UAUGAACAACAUAUAUUGUACAUACACCGACAUUAUAUUUAUCGUACAAUCCGCUUCAUCAUCACGCACGUAUAUAUAUAUAUAUACGUACCUGUAAUUAAACCAAAUAUGUGACAAAAAACCUCCAGUUAGACGAUGUUUUAACGGAGACAUCACAAGGACUCUGUUUGAUGAAAUCACCGUUAAAAAUCAAUGAGGAUUUUACAGAUAGAAUUUUGCAUUACAAUCAGGUCUUUCAGCUUGUGCAUCUGUUAAAACCGUACUUGAUCAAGUGCACGGGGACUGAUGCUAGAGCAUAUUAUAUCGCUUAAACAGUGUCCUACUUGGAUGAACUUAGUCCUUAGUCAACAAAGUUCGUCCUUAGUCAACAAAACACUUCAAAAUCCCCUACUUCUAUAAGUAUCAGUAUGGCGACAGACUGCUGCUUUGCGAUUUUGUGUCGGAUGGUUGACUCAUUUAUUGACCGAACUUGGCGUUUCUGCUGUAGUCUUGUCUGUUGUAAUUGUGAGUGUCCAUGCUGUUCAACCAAUCAGUGCCAAGAGAUGACAUGUCGAUUUCAUUUCUGUGAACCAGAGCUGGAUGAAGAUUAUGAGCCUGGUAAUAUACAGGAGGUCAAGGUCACUACGACCCCUGUAACCUACACCUGUGAGGACCUUGAUGCGGUGUGUUUGGUAUGCUGUAGGUAUCUGUCCUGUGUCCCCUGUUGUGCCUUCAUGUGCAAGAAAUGUUCAAACAGUCGUAUCUGUCCAAAAUGUCUCCAUAGCAACUGUUGCCUGGCAAAAGAUCGGAACAUUUUGAAGGAGAUGGAAGUGUUAGAGAAUUCUAUACCUGGAGCAUAUAAAAAAAGCUCCACGCCGCAGAAAAAGGGCAAGGAUUCUCAUCUGUAUCCCAAAGAAUCAACUGGGAAGACCCAUCUGGUGUCAACAGAUAAUAAUUCUGUUUAUGGUAAUGAUUCCAAAACAAGCAGUCUGAGAUCAAAGGCGGAAAGUGAAGAAGAGGAGAUGAAUCGUGAGGAUGGCCACUACCGAUCUUCCGAUAAGGGCAAAAAUGAAACUACUAUCACAGCAAUAAUAGAACAUCCCCCUUCCGUGGCUUUGUGUGGUACGACAGACUCGGUCACUAUAGCUCACAACGAGGUACCAACAAGCAGCGGAACCGCCACCAAAUCCAUCCAAUACAAAACAAGGAAAUUAGCUAGAAAAAUGGACAGCAUCGAAUUUGACCAAUUGCUCGACUCCGAUUCUGAAAACGAUCAUGAUCAAAGUUGUUACCAUGGUAACAAAGCUACACCAAAUGUCAAGGUCAACUACAGGGAUGUUUGUACCAACGGUGUGCAGAUCAUUGUUACAGACUAUGACUAUGGGAAGAAGAGAACCGACAGUAUAUCUUCUGAAUCAAGUGUUGAUAGUCGGCAGAUGGAACGAAAUCAGGAAAUUGUUGAACAGGAAAAGGACAGCUCUUCAGAAAGUGCCGAUACACCAAUAGAAGACCAGUGCAGUGAAGAUAUGCAGAGACCUGUUGUCAUGGAAACUAGAAAUAUAUUAAUUACAAAUCAUCGACAGACUUCUGUGUAAUUAAGACAAUAUUUCAUAGGUACAUGCAUGUUUUGCACUUUGAUCCUUGUUAGCACGACAGCUUCAGAUCAUGUAUUGCAAACUACUUUGUGACAUAUCUACUGCUAGCUCAACCAGGUGCUUAUUUUUAAGGAUCCCUGUUCCAUCGCAGGCAAAAUACUAUAGAAUCCACUUAAUUUUGUGUACACACAGUUAACUUCCGUUUAAUUUUGUUUCGGAUUAAACUGCAGCAAAGCUGGGUCAGGAUACUUUGAUUGACCCGGUAGCUCAGUUGCUUUGAGCGACAGUGUCAUUAAUAUAUGAUCUGAGGUCCAGGGUUUGUAUCCCGAAUGGUUUUUGGCAGUGAUAUACAACGCAAGGAUCCUUGAUAUCAAAUCUUCCGGUUGAUUAGGUGAAAGUGGGUCAGUGUGCAUGUGAUACGACUAUAAGUGCAAACAGAUAAAUUGAUAAUACACUAGAAAUGUCGAUGCAUUAAUCCAUUUUUUAUCAAAUGAAUAUCUAUCACUCUCAAAUACAAAUUAGGAAUUUCCUUUUUGAUUUAACUACCAGGUAUGAUGAUUAACUUUUAUACUGUCAUGAUUGAGAAAACAAAUUGUCAUUCUCAGCUAAUUUACAGCUGUAUGAAUGACAUUGUCUGAUGAUUUUAGUUCUCUUCACAUAAAAUCAAUUGUAAUGUGUUCGUAUUGUUGAUAAAAUGUAUAAAACAUAAAGAAAUCACUGAUUUUCUACUGUACAAUAAUGGUUUUGAUCUGACACAUUUCAUAACUGAAGACAACUGAUUUUUCUUAUCAUACUACAGCACCUGUUGUACAUCAAAGCAUAUUCUUGACUACUUGAAUAUGUCAUAGCAAAACUGAAGACUCAGUUUUCACCACCAUUUACUGAGUGAGCGACAUAUUUUUAUUACUUUUUGCACAUAUUUGCAAACCAAAUUUGAUUAGUCCAGGUGAUCAACUAGCCUAUACUAAGAUAUGCCCCAAACAAACCGUUUCGAAUGGUUGGGGUCAAAGGUCAAACCAUAUGUCACAGUGACCUACUUGUUUUACUUGAAUCCAUCCUAAAAAGUACUUGCAGACCAAAUCUUGUUACUCUAGGUGAAAUAGUAUAGACGAUAUGUCUGGACCAAUGUUUCACAAAAUGGUGCAAACCCCCAUAAAACUGGCCAGAUCAAAUUUUUAAUUGCAGGUUUACAGCUUCAGAGUGUGUGGGUUACAUCGGUGAAAUUUAGCUGAAAACUGUAGGAGUUGUAUUCAGUGUACUGGAAUGUAUUACAUACGUUUGACAUAAUAUUCAAUAUUCUGGACAGCAGUUACAUGUACAUGUAUCUGAAAAGGAGCAUAACUCGGAGAAAUUUGGUCCAAAUUUGACAACAUGCAAAAGAGAACAUACUUAAUGGGAAAGUAUCAUGCCAAGUUUGAGAGACGUUCCUUCAGUGCUUGAUAAGAUAUAAGAUACACUUAACCCAAUAUUCUGACAUUGAUUUAGCUUUUGUCAGCCCAUUUUCUUUUUUCAGGAUUGGUAAAAGUCUUCAUUUCUAUUUCUAUUCAAAAUGUAUGUAUGGUUAUGGAAGAAUACAAUUAAAGGCAUUUGCUGUUG
This is a messenger RNA of Mizuhopecten yessoensis (Yesso scallop), 3170 nucleotides long. RefSeq lists its product as uncharacterized. Lineage: Eukaryota; Metazoa; Mollusca; Bivalvia; Pectinida; Pectinidae. Bases 408 to 1574 code for a protein of 388 amino acids. The record is from RefSeq and is a predicted model, not a curated record. The transcript is spliced from 2 exons.